Messenger RNA from Mauremys reevesii (Reeves's turtle), 10410 nucleotides. RefSeq names its product solute carrier family 44 member 1 (gene SLC44A1). The record is from RefSeq and is a predicted model, not a curated record. Gene Ontology annotation, cellular component: plasma membrane. Gene Ontology annotation, biological process: choline transport; transmembrane transport. Gene Ontology annotation, molecular function: choline transmembrane transporter activity. The coding region runs from base 248 to 2215 and encodes 655 amino acids. The transcript is spliced from 16 exons. Lineage: Eukaryota; Metazoa; Chordata; Testudines; Geoemydidae.
GCUGCCGCCGCCGCCGCGUCGCGCCGCCGCCGCCGCCGGGGGAGGAUGAGGAGCGCGGGGCGGCGCUGCCGAGGGACUCGAGCCGCAGCCGAGCUCCAGUGACCGACCGACCCGCCCGCCCGCCGGAGCCGGGCGAGGCCGGAGCGGCGCCCCACUGCCCUGGGGCCGGCGAUCGCGGCGGUUGGAUGCCCGGUGCCUAGCGGGGACCCCCGGCCCGGCUCCCCCGGGACAGAGACCCGCGCCCGCCAUGGGAUGCUGCAGCUCGGCCGCACACAGCUCCAAACGAGAGUGGAAGCCUCUGGAGGAUCGCAGCUGCACAGAUAUACCAUGGCUGUUGCUAUUCAUCCUCUUUUGUAUUGGAAUGGGUUUUAUUUGUGGCUUUUCAAUAGCUACUGGAGCAGCUGCGAGAUUGGUUUCAGGAUAUGACAGUUAUGGAAAUAUCUGUGGACAGAAGAAUGUAAAGGUGGAUGGAAUAGUCAAUAGUGGUUUAGACCUCACACAAAAGAAGUAUGUGUUCUUUUUGGAUCCAUGCAACGUAGAUCUGGUACAUCGGAAGAUCAAAUCCAUUGCCCUCUGUGUAGCAGCUUGCCCAAGGAAAGAGCUAAAGACUUUGGCUGAUGUUCAGAAAUUUGCGGUAACUAACGGAUCAAAUUUAUGUAGCUAUGAACUACUGUCAUCUAAGUACACUACAGAUUCACAGCUCUCCUCUAAACUCUGUCCUAAGCUCCCGGUUCCAGAGAGUGCACCUAUUCCAUUCUUCCAUCGCUGUGCUCCUGUGAACAUUUCCUGCUAUGCCAAGUUUGCAGAGGCCCUGAUCACCUUUGUCAGUGACAGUAGUGUCUUACACAGGCUGAUUAGUGGAGUUAUGACCAGCAAAGAGAUUAUAAUGGGACUUUGCUUGUUAUCACUAGUGCUGUCCAUGAUUUUGAUGGUGAUAAUCAGGUACAUUUCAAGAGUACUGGUUUGGAUCUUAACAAUUCUUGUCGUUUUGGGAUCACUUGGAGGCACAGGAGUACUGUGGUGGCUGUAUGCUAAGCAAGCAAAGUUUGUCAAUGAAACUCUUACUGCUGAUCAGCUUCAAGUAGCCAAAGACAAUCUUCAGGCCCUCUUGGUCUAUGCCAUUUCAGCUACUGUCUUCACGGUUAUCUUGUUCUUGAUAAUGUUAAUUAUGCGCAAGCGAGUAGCUCUCACCAUUGCCUUGUUCCACGUGGCUGGCAAAGUUUUCAUUCACCUGCCACUGCUAGUCUUCCAGCCCUUUUGGACUUUCUUUGCCCUCAUCCUGUUUUGGAGCUACUGGAUCAUGGUCCUGCUUUUCCUUGGCACUACAGGUAGCCCUGUCCUAAACGAACAAGGGUUUGUGGAAUUCCGGGUUUUGGGCCCUCUACGAUACAUGUGGUGGUACCAUGUGGUAGGGCUGAUCUGGAUCAGUGAAUUUAUUCUAGCAUGUCAACAGAUGACUGUAGCUGGGGCUGUUGUGACAUACUAUUUCACAAGGGAGAAAAGGAAUCUGCCAUUUACUCCUAUUCUGGCAUCAGUAAAUCGUCUUGUCUGUUACCACCUAGGAACAGUGGCAAAAGGUUCUUUCAUUAUCACAUUAGUGAAGAUUCCACGAAUGAUCCUUAUGUAUAUUCAUUCCCAACUCAAAGGAAAAGAAAAUGCCUGUGCUCGAUGUAUGCUGAAAGCUUGCAUCUGCUGCCUUUGGUGUCUAGAAAAGUGCCUGACUUACUUAAAUCAGAAUGCAUAUACAGCCACAGCUAUCAACAGCACCAACUUCUGCACCUCAGCAAAGGAUGCCUUUGUCAUUCUAGUGGAGAAUGCUCUGCGAGUGGCUGCCAUAAACACAGUGGGAGACUUCAUGCUGUUCCUGGGAAAGGUCCUGAUCGUUUGCAGCACAGGCUUGGCGGGGGUUAUGUUGCUGAACUACCAGCGGGAUUACACAGUGUGGGUGCUGCCUCUCAUCAUCGUCUGCCUCUUUGCUUUCCUGGUAGCUCAUUGCUUCCUGUCAAUUUAUGAAAUGGUUGUGGAUGUCCUCUUCUUAUGUUUUGCCAUUGAUACAAAAUACAACGAUGGAAGCCCUGGUAGAGAAUUCUACAUGGAUAAAAUUCUCAUGGAGUUUGUGGAGAACAGUAGAAAAUCAAUGAAAGAAGCUGGCAGGGGAGGUGGAGCUGAAGGCAGAGAGCUAAAACCAAUGGCCUCUGGAGCAAGUUCAUCUUGAAACUAGCCAGCCAUUAUGGAAUCCAUUGACAUUCCAAAACACUGUAUAUAAAUAAGCAGCCAAAAUCAGAAAAGGAACAGGGAUUUAAUACUUUUUUUAAUGAUUAUUUUUGUGAAACAUGUACUCUUUUCAUACGGGUGGCUUUUACAAGCAACUUUAUCAUUGUUCCUUUGUUUAAUCAUUGUGGUCAUGGAAAUGUUAAGAUUCUUAUCUGAUUAAGAUACAAUCUAGAGGAGGAUUCAGUUAUUUUUAAAAGAAAUUAAAUCAAGACUAUUGGUUAGAGUAUCAGGUUUAUCAGGUGUCCCUCAAAAUUGAAAUGUAACCAAGAAUUAUGUUUAAAUCAGCUCAUUUAGGAUUUUAUAUUUCAACUCAGAUGCAUCAGUGACUUCUGGGGAAAUGUUUCAGAGUUAAAAAACAAUUAAAAUUUUAGGUGUUUUUAAAAGGGUUUCAGUGAGAGUCAUAAUUAUAACUCAUUUGUAGUCAGUCAUUUUACCCACCAACCCUAAUGGGGCCUAGUGUUUUGUUUAUAAAUUUCAGAUAUCAAAAUAACCAACUCCUCAGGUAUUUAGAUGUUGUGGGAGCCCCUGCAUUUCUAUGAAAGAGAAACUAGACAAUGGGAAAGGAUGAGUUUUAUAUGCAACUGUUUUCCGUUUUACUUUAUUUUUCCCUUUGAGUUCAGUAGCCUCCUUUGCACUUCAUAAGGCUCCUUUGAAGGGUAUGGAUUCUCCAAACAAGCAGUUGAACAAACUGAUCAUUAAAACUCAGCCUUAGCCAUACUCCUCAUAACUCAUUCAUGACUAGAUAUAAGGAUGCUGGGCAUGGGGAGAGAAACAAACUGUACAAAGAGUAUUGUAAGUGGCUUUUAUUUACCUCCAGAGAGAUUUGGGAAGUGUAAAUGUAAAUGGCCAGGCCUUGGCUGUUUUCUCAUUCAUAUUAGUAUGUACUGUAGCCGGUGGGUAAAACAGAAGAGGGUAGAUAAACAUUUCUUCGGAAAUGACACUGCCAUGGGAUCGAAAGUUAUCCACUAACCAUAAGAUAACUUGUUCAUUUUAAUUCUUGAGUGUUUUAAAAUUUUCGUUCUUGAAGCUUACCAGAUAUGAAUGCUAAUACUCCAUUGUUCAGCUUAUUGUAAUGGUAAAUGCUUAGUGUAUUUGCUAAGAACUCAUGAUCUGUUCAUGCUAUAUACUCCUUUUUGUUACAAUUUUUUAAGAAAACUAUUUUUGUUAAUGUAAAGUAAAUAUUUCAGAGCAGAAUUUUUAAACUUAUUGCACUAAAUACAAGCUCUGUACGAAUAAAUAAUGCCUCAAUGGUUUGUUCACUCCAUACAAGAAAAUCUUUUGAAAGAGAGCAGCCCUUCCAGCUAAGCUUUGCAAAUGGAUUAAAGAGGGAUGUGUGGAGAAGCAUACGAUUAAUGCCACCAGGGUUUUAUCAGCAACUGUUUGCUUAUGUGCUUCCUUUCAAAGGAUCAGACCUUUAAACUGCUGCCGAAGGUAAAAGGCAUCCUGUAUUUUUUUAAUUAAUGAGUGCUCUUAACAGUUCCAGUGGUAGCGAACUACUUCUGUUUUGUUUCUAUAAGUCAUUUGAUACUUCAAUUUUUUCAGACUUCUUGCAAUAAAAAUCAGGAUUAAUAGAAGGAUUUACCCUUAUCAUAACACAAACGAAACAGUAUGAAUAUAAAUAAACUGUAGCUGUUUGAGGGCAAAAACUGGCUUAGGCUCUGAUCCUGCAAACACUUAUGCAACUGUGUAGCUUUAUUCAACGAAGUAGUUCCAUUGACUUCAAUAGGACUGCUCAUAGCUCAGUGGUUUGAGCAUUGGCCUGCUAAACCCGAGGUUGUGAGUUCAAUCCUUGAGGGGGCCGUUUAGGGAACUGGGGUAAAAAUCUGUCUGGGGAUUGGUCCUGCUUUGAGCAGGGGGUUAGAUUAGAUGACCUCCCGAGGUCCCUUCCAACCCUGAUAUUGUAUGUAAGUCAAGUUAUGCACCUGUGUAAGCAUUAACUGGAUCAGGGCUUUAGUCUGGGAUUUUAAUUGGAGCACUGGUUAGGUCUCUCAAUGUAAAUUACAUGCAUCUGUCAGGACGUCUCAGAGACAUUAGGGCAGCCUUCAUUUAUGCACAGAAGGAGUCUGCUGCAUCAACGGCCAGAAGUGCACUGGCUCAGCUGCAGCUCUGGAGUUUGGAGACUUAGAAUAUGUGCCGAGAUCAGUGGGGUUUGGCAGUGAGUUAAAUACUGGCUCGGCAGGAUCCUAGAAGCUAGAUUCCAAAGCUAAGAAAAGGAUUGUCAUGUACCUAGCUACUCCACAGAAACUGCAGCUUACACCCUGUUUCUGAAGACAUCAUUUGACUUCUCUGACGGAAGCCUUGGAUUCUGCUCACUUUGACCUAACAUCAUAUUCCUGCCAUGACAAGUUCCGCAACUUUGGGUUCUCUGCUCCCUGGAAGCCGUGGCGGGAGGGGGGGCUUUUCAGUUAACUUACAACUGGAACUGUAAUCAGAAACAAAGUUUGUAUUUUUGUAUAACUUGCCUGUGCACCAUUUUUAUAACAGGGCCUGUUUUACAAAUAAAUUGGUUUUAUUAUCACAGUGCGUAGAAGUUAUGGACAACGCUUUUGUAUGGGUAGCUGUAAUUUUCAAGUUAUCUAUCAUUAUAAAGUUCUUAAUCAAUUCAAGUGUACCAUUCCUUUGUGUAUGUACAGCAUGCAUAGCUUUUCAGUUACAAAGUAGGGUCAUGCCUUACUGAACUAUCACAAAUGCCCUGGCUGUUCAAAAGCAUUCCUUUCCCAUGCAGGCUUUCUAGUGGCACUUCAGUGUUUUGGAUGCUCUUUGAAACUUACUUUUGCAGCAGACUACAAGCUGCCCUCUUCCUUCCUAGUCCCUCCUUUGUGUGUGGAGAGAGAGGUGGAAAACAAGUCUCUAGAGAAAGUUGCUUGCAGAGCAAGUUUUAGAUGCUCGUUGCCUAUCCUGAUAAUGAGGGUAGUGGGAAUGUGAUUUCUCCUGCAGUAAUAUCUACACCUGGCAGCUGAGACGCUUGGCACUGCCAGUGAUAAAGGAUUUAGACACUUCCUCCUAUCUGGUUAUCAAAGUUAGUGUCAGUGCUACCAUUCCCUCCUGCACUGGGUGACGCUUACUGGUGAGGGGGUGGCUGAGAAGGAUAAAGCUGGGGAAGCCGUCUUCUUAGGAUGCCCCGACUCUUAAAAACUCUGCAUAAGCAAGAAGGAUUAGAGAGUCAGCCAGGUCAGCUUGGAUUUAAAAUCCUAGCCUGGGUGAAUGACAGCACAUUUGGAUUGUAGCACAUUAUGCAACAUAUUCCUAGCUUUGGUCACUUGGGCUUGAAAGACCAGAAUAGCUGUUUGCUACACUUCAGGUAGAGCCCGAGCAGUGUCGGGCCCUUCUCGCCUCUCCCUGUUCUUUAAGGACAAUGUGCUGGCCACAGGGAGAACACACUUACCUGCAGAAAAGCUCUCAUUUCUAUAUUUCUCUUUCAGCAUAGGGGCACCAAGCAGCUGCACGCCAGCAUGUGCCACUGACCUCAGCAUGUGCCAAGGGCAUCCUCGCCUCCCCAAGGCAGUGAUUCAGGAGAUCACCUGGACUAAAUGGGGUGAUUUAAGGUGCUUCCCCACCACUUAUCUCCUGCCCGAGACCAUUCCCUCUUCCUCACAGCAGUUGCAGUCAUUGCACUCUCCAUGUUUGGGAGGACAUACCGCCACCUGGGAGAUCUCAGCGCUGCUCCACAGCUAGCCUCUAAGCACGUGAUGCAUCCCCAGCCCCUGUUCUUAGUUUGAUUCCUGGGGUUGCAUUCAGCCCCGUGUGUGCCCAUUGGCAGGGCUGUCUUAUGUACCGCUUUCAUUUGGCUCUGUAGCUCGAGAGAGUCUUGUUGUUAGGUGUCUCUCUUCUUGGUCACACACUAAGUGGGGCUCACUCAACCUGGAAAAUCCAGUUAUGGGCUCAGCGCUAAUCUAGGGCUUCUCCAAUAGUUUCUGUACAACUCCCUCUGCUGGUGAUAGCUGCCUUUUGAAAGGGCUUUCCGCACAAUCAGCAACUCCCUUGCAACAAGAUGCCCCCUUUUUCUGAGGUGCACACUGGCUGGUGGCUCUCCCGAUGUAGAAUGGUAGAGACGAGAGUCCCAGCUGAGUCAAAUAUUCGACCAACUGAUCUGCCAGGAUUUGAGUUUCUUUUUAACGUGCCCUCAUGACAUGCACUUUAAUGGCUUGCUCUGAGCAGUUAAAAUGUAUUCUAUGAAUGUAUGUUGUGGAUUCAGAGUAAGAUGCAUAUAGCAGACUUCUGUAUAGUAUUUAAUCACCAAACAGUGAUCAUGCUGGUCUUCAUGCGUAUUACACAUUGCGUUGAGUGACAGUCAUUUAAGAAGUACUGUGGACCAGAUCUGAGAGUGGGUAUCUAACUUUAAGUGCCCAGUUUUGAAAGUCUUGACCUGUGCUUAUAUGGUCACUAUUUUCCUAAAUCGAAGCAUCAGUUCAUAAAGUGUGUGUUAGUAAUAGGUCCUGAGCUACAUCAUGGCUGAACAAAGCCUGUAGUUUCUCAAUGUAAUAAGCCCAAACCCAGCUCUAAAACUAACCGAUUUGUCUGAACCAUGGUGCACACUCUGAUAAGAGACAUUCGAUUAAGUCACUUUUAAAAACAAUGUCUUUGUUAACACUUGCUGUUUAUUAUUGCCUAUGGGCAGAGACUAGUACGUUUCUCUGUUUCAUAUGCUGUCUAGCCACUGUGUUCUCGAGCUGCUUUCCUUCGUGGAUAGAUUAGAGAGGGAUGGCGUCUCAACUUUUUUGUUUGUCGCCUGGGAUGUGUUAUGGAAAACAUUGAGAACUGUUGGUGUACCACAGUGUUGCAAAGUUUAGCUUCAAUGUAGCAAGAGAAUGCAACUAAGCCAAAACCAUUUUCAGUGACAUUCUAAAAUCACGAAAAUACUUUUCUAGUCACAUUAAGCUAUUUGACUCCAUUUAUUUUUUAAAUAGAUUUAGCCACCUAACAUUCUCUUUAAAGAAUGAAAUAGCAUUUGAACAAUUAAAACCCUUUGGGCAACUUUUCUCCCCAAAGGGGAAAACAUGCAAAUUAUAAUGUUCCAAAUAUACCUGUUCUCUACAGGAAAUUUCAGAGGAAUUGGAACAGAUAGUUGUCUGGAAUUUCCAUAGUGAAUCAGCCAAAAUCCUAUAAAAAUAGUUUGGUGGAACUUCUAUUAAAAAAACAAAUUACCAAGUACUAUGGGAUCAAAACCUGUUUGUCUUACUGCUGAAAUUAGUUCCAAUUGAUGUUCAAAUAAAUGAAGCAGGAUUUGAUCCUUUGGUAGAUUCUGUAGAAAUGUUGGACAUACCUUAACAAAGAACUAAGAGUGCUGCAGGGUUUUACAGCAGAACCACCACCAGUCUUGAAAACUGAACUGCAAUGCUUUAAAUAAAUUCAAAGAAUGCUUUGACCUCUGAGAUAUUUGAUGGAAGACAUGGGUAGAUUAAAUUACAAGCAGCAGACAGUUUAAAACUACCUUAAGGUUUUCUCUGCAGCAGUUAAAGGCGUCAUUGACCCCUAGCACAGCAAUGCCUGCAUUUAUUCUAGGCGGUACAGGUAUUAACUUGCACAAGAUGAGACAAUGCUUCUCUGGACAAGUAAGAAUGUGUUUUGCUGGGAUUUUCAGAAUUGUUUAGGAAUGCAAUUCCCGUUGAAAGUCAGAGGGAGUUUCAUACCUCACUCCGUUAGCCUCCUUUGCUCUUAAUGCAAAAAUACUUCUCUUACUAUAAUGUUGGGAUUGGGUAGAUCUUUACCAGGAGAGUGAGAGCCCAGGUGUAAGUUAGGGGACCUAUGCAGCGGAAAAAGGCCAGAGAGGCAGUCAGCAAGGUCUCUUCACUGUUGAGUAAUAUUCCUAACAAAGCAAUGCAACUUAACAUGAACAGAAUAAAAAGAAGCCUCCAACCCUCCUUCCCUGGAACAUCUGUGCAAAAAGAAGGGGAAAGCUGAGCUGCAGUUAACACUUGGUUUGCUAGGAGCCAGGUAAUCACCCUAUGCCGGUCACCCCAGGAUUAUUCAUGUUUGUCAACAGCUCCUAGUUUACAGGCUUAGCCUGUUCCCAGUGAAGUCAAUGGGAGUUUCACCCUUAAAUGUAGUGUGAGCAGAAGCAGUCUCUGACUCCACCUCCUUAGACAGAUAGGGGAAGAGACCUGUAUACCCUCAGCCCCACAUGCUCUCUCCUGGGUGAGUGGUGCAUCGUAAAGCAAAUCUAAGUGGUGCUUGGUUUACAAGAAGUCUUAUUUCCUUCCUGCCAUUUUGAAGGAAGUUCUCUUUGUAAUAGACUCAUUAGACCAAGGCUCUGGCUGAGUUACUGAAGUCCUCAAAUAUCGAUUUAAAGACUUCACAUUAUAGAGAAUCUACCAUUUACUGUAGUUCAAACAAAAGUGCCCCAUGCUGCAGAGGAAGGAGUCUCUGCCAGUCUGCCCUGGGGAACAAUUCCUUCCCAACCCCAAAUGUGGCAAUGAGUUAGACUUCAGAUGCCUUAUCUAUUUUACAAGCUGGAAGCCCUAGAAAAGAUGAGCUGAGGGAAUGGAUGGUAAAACGUAGAUACACCCUAGCACAGUUAUGUCACAAGGUGUUCCCAUCCUGCACCACAAAGAUUGGGAAGCACUGGCUGGCUGGUGAGCCUCCCUGACAUGCUCAGGGUCUAAGAUGGGUCUCUAGUGCACCCAACCACGGUAAAGUAGGGGAUACAUCUUGCUUCAACAGGGCUGAUUUUUAACAGGUAAGGAAACAGAUGAUUGGCACAUGUUUAAUUUUAGGGACGAUGCGGGGUCUGGGGGAGAAUAAGGGGAGGGGGAGGCGCUCUGCGAAGUAGUACUGCACUUACGUUUUCUAACACUCGUUCUUACAGGGCCAGCCCUGCAGCUGGUGUAAAUGUUGCUCGACAGACAAUGGCGUUUCACUGAUUUACAGCAGCUGAGGAUCUGGCCUACAGCACUGUCAGGUCCACACUCAACAUGUAGGCUGCAGGCGUUGCCCCCUGGCUUCACUGUGAUUAAAACAAGCAUGUCUGUGAGCCAGGAGCAGAGAGUGAUGGUAGAAAGCAGGUAGCUGGAAGGGGACAUGUCUCCAGAACAGCAGUGGAUUAGAACGACACAUGGCCCAGAUCCACAACUUAGCUACCUCCUUCCUCUCCAUAAUAGCCUCCAGUUUCCUUCCUCAAAGCCUGAGUAGUGUGUGCUAUGCACCGGGGUUUCAGCAUCUAGCCCCUGGCUGUGUCCACCUUCCCUUACAUCGGAGUGGGCCCCGAGGGGGCAGCCUGGACCCAGGGUGUGUCUAGGAAUCCUACAUUGGCAGCAGAUGGCAGCCAUCAGAUGAGUGCUCUGCUGCUUGCUGUCCACUAACUCAUUGCUGCUUACUCUCAAUAUUGCAAGGGCCCUGCCUUAAUCCUCCCCUGCUACCUAACCAAACUGGUUGGCCCUUGGAACAGAACAGUAAACAGAAUUUUACUUACUUUGUCAAUAGACAUUGACAAAGGUUGGCUGAAGCCCUUCACAGCUGAGUUUCAUAUGCAUAAAGAGGUCAGAAUAUAGCCUACAGACCCUUCUUAGUGGCUUAGAAAGCAUGUGUACCGUUGCAGAGUUCGGCAAGUGUUGGUUUUCCUCUUUUACUUUUAGCAAGUAGGCAAGGUGCAGCCGUCUACCAGCAGAUUGGCAUUAUUUUUGUACUGUUUGGACUGUAUCUCAGAUAGUUACUAUAUUUGAUACCGAAAAAGUGGGGAAUCAAAAUCUGUUUGGAAAUAACUGGUUUUACAGACCAAACAUGGCUUAAGUACUUGCAGAUGGCAUUGUUACAGUCUUUACCACUACUUCAUCCUGGUGCAGGUUCUUCAUCCAGAUCAUGCAUACUUCUAAUAAGGGGAUCAAACCCAAGGAAUGUAUUAGCAAUUAAUGUUGAAUCUUGCUGGUCCAUUUACUAAGAAGUGCGCGUCUUUCCAAUGGAAUGCCACCUUUUGGAAUAAAACUACUUAACGUGACACUGUUUAUUGUUGUCUGAGAACCUGAAACGUGUUGUAAUGAAAAUUGUAAAUGGUGGAGGGGAAGGGAAAUUAACAGUUCUGAUCUAAUAUUAGAUUUUCUGUGUAAACUGACUGUGGCAGAAUACUGAUGCAAACUGUAUUUUAGUCUAACAAAUGUAUAGAAUUUUUUUAUGUAUCAGAAUAAAGUUUUAUAGGAAAGACUU